UUCAAUUUUCAAUCUUUGUUUUUGAUCUUUCUCAACUACGUUUUUAAAUAAAUAUUAUGAAAAUAAAACUUGUAAUGGCCUUAAUAAUAGUUAAUACUUAGUGAAAUCAUUCAAUAAACGUUUCGGUCAUUUGUUUAUAAAUAUGGCUAUACCACCAUUUCCUUCCCAAGAAGUGGCGAAACUUGUUCUUGGAUACUUGGCAGAAGAGGAUUUGAUGACUGCCUAUGACGAAUUUCUUCAAGCUAGCCCCUAUUUAGACGCCUUCAGUAAUGAAUAUGGGAGAGUGUUUAUGACAUCGUUGAAGAAUAUCCUUGCAGAAUACAUGGCUAUCAAAAUAUAUGUUGAGUCAUGUAAGCCAAUUGCCUUAAGAAGGAAAUUGAUGCAAUGUUCCAACCUGCUAGAGGUUGUAAAACUUUUAGUUGCUUUCGUGGAUGUACAGAAGACAAAUUUUCAAGAAAAACCCAGGGUGUAUAAACAAAAUGUAUCAAAGGUGCCUACAAGUUGUGAUGGAUGUGGUUCAACAGACUCAUUUAGCUGUAUAUGUAAUUCUGUAAAUGCAAAUACACAAAGCCAUGUUGCUUGUGAUGUAGACACUUUACAGAGUUCAGUAGAGGCUACAUCUUUGGCUGACUUGCCAGGAAAUGCAGUAGUCAAAGAUGUUGAAAAGGAAAUUUCUACAGAUGAAAACAGUUUAAAGAAAAGUGAAUCUAUAAAUAAUGAGUCCAGUGUUGAUCAGAAGGCAGAAUCAGGAAGCAAUUUUGAUUUACACUUAAAUAGUGUUACGAGUAGUACACCAGAAAGUAAUGCCAAUUUGUGCCCACCACAGUCAGCUCCGUUAACGGAGACAAGUACAGAAACACCUAUACAAAAUAUAGAGGAAUUUGAUACAAUAUUGAGCAAAGUAAGUAGUGAAGGUAAUAUGACAAUGACUAUACCAAGUUUAACAUUACUUGAUACAGUCACCUGUAAGAAAUCUACCAAAAGUAUUAAAGAAGGCACCACAAAGGAAAGAACUUAUCACAAUGAAGAAAAUGCACCAGAUUUAAAGAGAUGUCGUUUAAAUAAGAAAUUAGAUCAAACAACUCAGCCAUCCCAAGAAAAUAUUCUGGUAUCCUCUUCUGAUCCUCCUUUAAGUAAAGAGAGUCCUGUGUUGAGUGUUACCGAUGAUAAGAGCUGUGAGCAAAAAAUUAAAAUAAUAUCAGAUAUCAAAGUUAACAAUAAUACUUACACUAAAAUGCCACCAAUUAUUAAAUCUACUACUAGCACGCCGUUAGUACAGAUGCAAACUCUAUACAUAAAUGGAACAUGUGCAUACAAGAAUAACUUACAAAGUGGACAAAAUUUCAACUAUACAAAAGAUGAAAUCAUGGCUAUGCCUACAAUCAUAUUAGUUCCUGCAUCAGGUCCCUCUGGUAACCCGCAAAUAGUAACGCCAAAGUGUACAGAAGUAAAUACACUUCAUUCUGAAACAGAAAAACGUAUUAGAUCUUCUCAUAUAUCACAAGUACCACCUGUUAGUAUCCAAAAUAUAGAAUCAGUAAAAACAAAUUAUGCAAAGACUCCGGGUUCCAGAAAUAUGCAUAAUUUGGACUCCGCAACAGUUACUACAUCAAGAAUAAAAUCAUCCAGCGUACAAAGUUCUGAAACAGUUGCAAAAGCGAUUCCAAAUGUAAGUGCAAAACCUUUGAGCAUAGAUGUUAACAUACAAAGUGAGGUGGCAAAUAAAGUUACUAAAGCAUUAAACCUUGACCCCAUUGACGAUACAAAUAACAUUGGUUUAGUGAAGACUGUAGAUACUGUUUCUGCAUCAUUACCUAAAGAAUCGUUAGGUACUGUUCUACAAAAGACCAGCACACCAAAUUCUGCGCCACCUAUGAAAAAAGCGUCAUCCACUCCUCGUCGCACCUCUCACAUUAGAGUUCUAGACUUCACAACACCAAGGCGAAUUCUAAACGAGAAUAGCACUGAAAUAAAUACAAAUGAACCUGUCAUCUGUUCUCAACAAAACUCCGUUGUGACUCCACAUUGCAAUAUAUCUUCUAAAUAUGUACAUGAUCAAGAAAGAAGUAAAAAAAAUGUGGAUGAAAAUAUUCAAACUAAGAUUCCUGCAGACAAAAAAGUUAAACCAGUAAAGAAAUCAAACUGGGACGCAGACCUUCGUGCACUUAUAGGCCAAAGUGAUGUUAAUUUAAUGGAAAAGUUUGGUAAAAGUAAAGAAAAAAGUGUGUGCAAAGAAAAUAAAGUCGAAGAAAAUGUAACUUCUGUAAAACCACAAUCAAAAAAUACAAAGCUUACAAAUUCUAAGAAAAAAGAUAAAGAUAUCUUGUCUACAAAAAAAAGUAAGAAAAAGGUAAAAGAAAAAUCUUUGGAGUCUAAUUCAUUACAAAACUCGGCCAAAGUUUCCGCAAACGUUAAUCUGCAAUGCGCUACUACCGAAAAGCCUACGCAGGAUGAUCCCAAUAAUCACGUUAAUCAUCAAAUCGAACAAUCGGAUACACCCGAAGCAGAAAGGCUAGCAUUGCAAAAUGUGAUUGGGGCAAAAUUGAAUAUAUCCGAGUUACUAGAAACUCCUUACAAACAAGCACUGUAUGACAUACAAAUGGAAACACCUCGGUUCUUAGGGCCCGAUCUUCCCGACGAACCUAUGUCAGAUAUAAAAAUAAUGAACAUUCCCACUCCGCGUUUCUUCGAUACCCCGAAGAUCACGCAGGCCACACCUUCGUCGUACUCCUCGCGACAAACAGACUAUUCCAGUGGUGGGUCGUAUUAUAAGCCAGACGAUCAAGAUUAUAUUCCCAUAUCUGAAGUUUUAGAGUGUGCCAUAACUGUUUGUAGAGAAGAUGCUCAAGAGACACCGGCGAAUAAAGAAAAUGAUCCAGAUUUAGCUUCCGAGAAAACUCGAAGGCCCGUAAGAAAGUGCACAAAGAAUGUGUCGUAUCGUAAAAGUAGUAGUAUUAAAACUAAAGAAGAUGCUCCAUUAUCAAAAGAUGUAAACACUGAACCAGCGAAAAGAAAAGGUAGAAAAGCAUCGUCAAAAGCCACACCUUCAAGGAAAUUAAAAUCGGAGGCUCCAUCUGUACAUUUGAAAGAUAAACUAGAAUCACCGGUAAAACUAGAAACUCAAAAUAAGUUAAAAAAUAUAUCUAAGAAAUCACCAGUGAAAGAUUUGGCUUCGAAAAAAUCUCAGAAACUUGUCGAUUCUAAAAAUAUUUGUGCUACUGAAAAUAAAACAAAAAAGAAAAUAGGUAAAGAUAAAGUAAACGCUAACGUCAUUGCAGUCGCAGUUCCAACAAAAUCACGACGAAAAUCUGCGACACCGAGAAAACUUCACUGUACAAAAUCAUUUAAUUCCGAUAGCAGCGAACUUAAUUUAUCAGAGUUAUCCAAAAAUAAAGAUAAGAUUAUGAAAAAUACAAAAGUUUCAGGUGUGCAAGAUUCUGAUAGCGAACAGCCGCCUUUAAGAUGGUCGGAUGAUGGGUCUCAGGAUGCUAAAUCAAAAGACGUCUUAAAAUCCAAUUGCUGUCCAAAUGAGGACGACGACAUAGAUAACAUUAAAAAAUAUAUAGAAAGUUGUACUAAAUCAAAAAGUGGUACAGAUCAUCAAAAUAAAUGUAAGGUGGAAACGAAAAGAAAUUUCGACAUCGAGACGGCAAAAAUCAUAGAAAGAGAUUUGCUCGACACUCCACCGCGAGUUGCACAGUUGCAACCUAUAGAUAUUACCCAUAAUGAGUCUAGUAAGCCAGAAAUUACAGUCAUACCGCAAAGUAAUCAUAGUAAUGAUGACAGUGGCAAUAAGGAAUUGUGUGUGGAUUUAGAUGAAGAUGAAGAUGUAGAAGAGGUAGAGCUAUCGGUGAGCAAUUAUGAUGAAGAAAGCGAAAAUCAUUUUUCCUACGUUUACAACGAAACCAGCUUUGUACAAAAUAAUAACUUGUGUAAAUUAAAAGAUAAGUUCUGUAUGGAAUUAUGUAUAGAAGAUGACAUCUCGAUAAGAUUAAAUGCGACCGCCUUACAUACUGUGUUCGAACAACAUCCCGGAGAUUUUGUGGUCGACGAUUCGUACGUUAGGGAGACGGCCACGGCUAUAAAUUCAAUAUCAAAUAUUGAAAAAUUGUACACUCCGAUGAAAAGCGCACGGAACCACUACAUCGACAUUUUCGACUCCACUUUGACUAGUUUAGAUACCCCUCUCAAAAAAGAUGAUGCCAAAGAACUCGAAAAAGAGCCCGACAAUCAAGUGACUGAAAUCGUUCUGGAGAUUGAAAGCGUACAAUGCAAAGAUAAAACGGACUCUAAAAAGAGGAAGAGGAGUCUCAAUACUGCCACCGAAACUGAAAAUGCAAAAAAACUUAAGUCUGAAACUCAGGAAUUGCUUAAGUCUGCAAAUAUUCAGAAUAUUGAUAUUGAAUCCGUGCUAAGUAAGUUACAUGGACCUUAGGGUAUAAGCUAUUGAAGUAAUUUCGUGUAUAUUAUAACAAUAUUUAUAAGACUACUGUUUAUAUGUAAAAUAUAACUCGCUUCUGUUGAUAGCGUUGUAAAUAAUAUAUUCUUGUUUGUGUGUUAAACAUGUAUGAAAUGAUUGUUUUCAUUUGAAACCAGUUGACCUGUUUGAAAAUGAAGAUCUUUGAAUAAGUAAAUUAAAAAGUUCACGUUAUAAAACUCGGCGUACGUCACCAGCACGUACCAGCAACGCAGUGAUCGUCGCGUCAGUGUAAAAAAGCAAAUAUACGUGGAUUAUCGAAAAUACAUGGUAUAGUAGGCGAAACGGAAACCAUAUAACAUAGCGAAAACUGCUGAAAGAAUCAAUUCCCUUAAUUUUAAUAAAAAAGUAAAACUACUAUUGUAAGCUUUCGUUCACAAUCAAGUUUCGUUUAAGUUGUGCAGUGUGCUACGCGCUAACCCACUAUAUGGCAGUAACCAAAUAGUGUGAGAUUACUCCUACAGUAGGAGUAAACUCCCACUAUUUGGUUCACGAAUUGCAGGCCGCAAGUAAGAGUCCUACUUGCGGCCUGCAAUUCGUGUAGUGAACACGUCCUUAAAAAGUUUAAUCGAAGUCACUUUGACCUAAACGUCUUUUAGGAGAUACCCUCAUUUCAUUGGCAGUUAGAUUUGGGCUGGCCGCAUACACUCGUUUUUCGUAUGCGAUUUCCUAAUGUGGAAUAUCUAAUUACGAUUUGAGAUUCCGUGAGACUAGCGCAAACGUUCGUUUUUUUCACGCGCAAACGCACCGUCUUGCACUUGAAACGUACGUGCGGAAUUCGUCCCGUUCGGAAAAAAGCGAACGUGUGUAUUUUAUACUGAUUCCAGGCAUUCAGAUUACCGAUUACCGAAUACGGAAAACGAAUUCGGAAAUCGAAUACGAAAAACGUGUGUCUGCGGCCAGCCAUAUAGAAUGUUCUCUCAAAAUAUUAUGAACCAAUUUAUAAGAAAAUAUUUUCGGCCGGCUUGAUUUUUCGAAGAACUUAUUUUUAAGAUUAGAAGCAGAUUUAGUUCUAAUCAAAAUCGAGCUCGCAACUUCUUUCAGUUUUUGGAUUUCAUCAAUUAUCCCUUUUUUUCUAAAUUUAGCUGGGUAGGUAUUUAAUCCACGUUUUCUUAGCUUCCCCUUAUUUGAUUUGUAAAAAUCAUGUUAUAUUGGGACUCGCAUUCUACUUGUCUCAUCAUUAUAAUAAUUAUUCAUCAUUCUACUGAUGGUGCCAUGUACAGUGUACAUACAUUCAACUACUUUUCAUUGUAUUUUAUAAUGCGUGCGCGGUGCGACACAUUAAUUUAUUGUGUAAGUGAUGUAAUUUUGUCUAUACUAGUAUAUUUCUGGCUACAACGAUAAAAAUGAUAGUUUUUAUUAUUCGUAGUUCAAUUCUAACUUUUAAAAUUAAUACCUACCAGCUGCCUAGUCCUUUAAAGUUUGAAAAUAUUCUCUUUGCUGGACAAUAACUGACAUACUUAAUAUGAUCUGUAACUUGUAAAUGUUAUGAGUAGGAAAUGUUUUCAGUAUGUAUGUACUUAUUGUUUAAAUUAAAAGAGUAAUCUUAAGUUUAAGAUACUUAAUUGUUUCAAGGUCUGAUAUUCUUGAAAAGAUAUUGUUGACGCCUUGUGAAAUUAUGUUGAGAGUGUAAACUCCUAAAUAACUAGGUACAUUAUCUUUAUGAAAGUUGAAUAAAAUGUUGUACCUACCUAACAAUGUUCCAAAGUUUUUAUAAAUAUUAUA
Aricia agestis (brown argus) is the source of this 6202-nucleotide messenger RNA. RefSeq lists its product as uncharacterized. Lineage: Eukaryota; Metazoa; Arthropoda; Insecta; Lepidoptera; Lycaenidae. The coding region runs from base 143 to 4435 and encodes 1430 amino acids. The transcript has 9 exons. The record is from RefSeq and is a predicted model, not a curated record.